Paramuricea clavata is the source of this 5129-nucleotide messenger RNA. The record is from the annotation of a GenBank genome assembly. NCBI's taxonomy places the organism in Eukaryota, Metazoa, Cnidaria, Anthozoa, Malacalcyonacea, Plexauridae.
AUGCAAAAUUGUGUUGACUAUCUACCUCGAAAGAGCUUCAAUACUUAUGGUGUUGUUUUUCUCACGUUAUUCGGGUUGUUUGCUGUCGUAGUUAUCAGCAUCUCGGGUUCUUUAACCUUCGAUACAUCAUUUCAUUGUUAUGACGAGACCAUUUCGAAGAGGGCGAAUCUUGCUCUAACAAAAGACAUUAACAUAAAAUGUUCUCUCGAGUAUCAAGAGAGAUUCCUCUUUAUCCUGCCUAUGUAUGCUAUGUUCAUCGUACAUUUUGGCAUCGUUUUUGUUGUGAGUAUAAUCUAUGCAUACUUGGUGAAACAUCGCGUUAAAAAAUUUGAUUAUUCGAUCGGAACGGCAACUUCCAGUAAUGAUGACGAUGAAAAUCAAACGAUGCGGUCCUCGUCAAGUCCCGUUCAAAACCCGAGUGAUGUUCGUGAAUGUUUGAGUCAUUUUUCAACAUUUUGUAUUUAUAUUAUUCAUUUGUUCAUCGCUCGUAUAAUUCCGUUGUUGACAUUUGCUCUUUGGAUAUUUUACCCAGCUCAGUUUCCUAACAAUUUCAUGUGUCCAUGGCGGCCUGAAAUGAAAGGGAAAAGCACUUACAGUUUUAAUGAUACGGGUAAUUCACAACAUAAUUUAACCUUUAUUGAAUGUACAAAUCCCAUCGGCGGAAAAAGUAAAACCUUGAUCCACAUCGUUGCAACAGUGGAUGUUUUUUUCGUGACAGUGACCUUUUUGGAACUUUGCUACAUCGCGUGGUUGACUUUCAAUGACAGGGAUCUCAUGACCGACCAAGAAUUUUGUGUGGUGUACUUGUUGAGAAAGCGAAAAAGAAUUAGAAAAUUGGUGAACAAAGUUCGAGAUAGAUUCGGUUCUGAUGAUGAAGAGGUCUUUCAAUUAAAAGAUGAUUUUGGUGGUACUCAAAUUUCCAUGCGACCUCUUGAAGAUAUAUAUGUCAAUGUCGUCAUUCAAGACGGGAGAGAACACAUGAACGCUUAUCCAAGCGAAUUUGAAAGGCAUGCAAUUUACCAAUGCCAUCUCAAAGCCCCAAGCACAGUUACUAAACUUACAAAUACAGCUAAUAUAUUAAAAGCAAAACAUGGCGAACAGAAGCAGACGUAUCCACGGACCAUUCUUGUUAUAGGGCGGCCAGGAAUUGGUAAGACCAUGCUAACAAAGAAGCUUUUACACCAAUGGAAAGUGAAAGAAGACGAGUUCUGGCAUGAGAAAAUGGUAAUCUUGCUUCAAUUUCGUACAUUUAACAACAAAAACAUUACUCUUCGAGAAAUGUUGGCUUACGGUGAAGGAUUCUCACCAGAUGACUUUGAAACUGUGUAUAAUUCGAUAUUGUCAAACCCAAUUAAAACCGUGCUGAUUUUUGAUGGAAUGGACGAGCUUAAUGUUGACAACCAGCUUGUGGAUGCAAAGAUAAAGGCAAUUAAUGAUCUGGAUGAAAAGAUGCCAGUGUUUAUAAUUUUGAAAAAAUUGUUGUGUGGUAAAUUGCUACCUGGUGUGACAGUAUUGACCACGUCACGACCAACGGCACAACGUGUUUUUCAAAGGCUCAAAUUUGACAGAACAGUGGAAAUUUUGGGGUUUUUUGAAGAGCAAAUUAAAGAAUAUGUUUUCAAAUUUUGCGAGAAUAACACUACCAGUGAACUGAUUUGGAAUGAAAUCAAAGAAUCGGCCGAAUUGCUCAGCUUGUGUUAUAUACCUGUUAAUAGUUAUAUCGUUUGUUUAACUUUGAAGGAAAGCCUUGAAACUGACGAAAGCGGGGCACAACUUCCCAAGCGUUUACACAGGAAUAUUCCAAAAACUAUGACUGAACUGUACAAAAGAGCAGUAAAAGUUUUACUGUAUCGACACCAUCCAGUAUACAAGUUGCAACCAAGACCGAUUGAUUAUCUUAUCACCCCUUUUCCCAAAGAACUCGAAACUGACUUGAUGAAGCUAAUGGACAUUGCGAAAAGUGGAAUUAGUCAGGACAGGUUAAUUUUUGAGCGAACGACUGGAGAUGAAUUUGGCGACCUGGCCAAUUGUGGCCUUUUCUACCAAUUACCAGACAAACGGCAGAACUUUUUUUGUUUUCUACAUUUGACCCUGCAGGAGUUUCUUGCUGCAUCAAAGGUGGUUGAUGAUAUGGAUAACGUUGAGCAGUUUUUGGCGACUAAUAUUAAAAAUCCCAAGUGGCAUUUGGUAAUACAGUUUGUCGCUGGCUUAAUUGGAGAUAGCAUUAAAGAAGUUAAGAUGGCAGAUAGGGGCGUAACAAGUGAUGAAUCUAAGAGCCAAAAAUUCGUUGCUGAUAUUCAGAAAAGGUAUUAUAUUUUCCGUAUAGUAUAUGUAUCAGUACAAAUCUGAACGAAAACAGGUUCAGAUUUUUAGUUCGGACCUAGCUUGCGUAGCAGGCGUUUGGUGUGGGCGGAAGAAGAGAGAGCGUCGUCGAGGAAACUAGGCCUUAAAAUAUUGGUCGGUCACGGACAUUGUCCGAUCCACUCGUGAAAUUGUGCGACGUAGAGAGGAAACCACCGGACAUUCUGUCCGACCUAAGUGAAACUGAGGUUUAUUGUUUGUCCCGGACCCGAGUGCAUUUGUGUCCGACCGAACUGUAGCUUUGUCCAACGUAAAUCAAAAUGUACCCUAGCCCAGGACUAGAGACUUGUAUUUUAAAUGGAAAAUCAGAGUGCUAUUGUAUAAAAAGUGAACUGGAAAUUUUGUUUUAACGUAGUUGAGCAUGGGGAGGCGAGCGAUAUGGUGAAGUGGAAAACGGGCUUAAGUUGUCGAAAUCUUUUUAAUACUGCUGUUCUGGAAAGCAAGUUAAUUUUAGCUUGGAAAUAAGUAUGAAAGAAACAAAUUAUUUAAUAUCUUCACCACAUUUACCCUUCAGAAUUAAUACAGUACAUUGUGCUGAUAUUUAUUUGUGUCAUUCAGAGUUAUUUCCGAGUCAAAACUGAACUGGAGGUGAUCGGACAUAUGUCCGACGCCAACUCAACGUCAUCGGGCAUUUUGUCAAACGGCCCUGUAAAAGAUAUUUUAAGGCCUGGAAACGCCUACCCAAAUGGCUAUGACUAAUGUGUUUUCGUCCAUUAAGGCUACCUCGUUCCCAGGCUCUUCUUUCUUGUUUGUAAUUGGCAUCUUCAUGCACGGUUCACCAAUUAUCCAAUCGUAGCCGAGAUUUUUAUUUAGGAUCAUGCAUAUUUUGUGCUCGGCAACUAGGGACAUUUUAUGCUAUUUUAGACAACGCAGAGCUUUUAUCCUUUAAAAAGUUCCUGAGCUACGGUUGUUUAACGUAUUUUGCGCAGCAAAUAACAGUUGAGCAUGUAAAAACGAGCAUGUAAAAACGUAGCGAGGAAAUAUUUUUUAAAAAGAUAAAGUAAAAUUAAAAUAUCUUACUUUGAUAAACAGUCAAACAGAUACAACGUGUGCUAUUAUACUUUGUGCCUUAGAUCUUCGCUUUCUAAAUUAGCAAAGUAUUGCCUUUUUUUGUAACGGUUCUUCGGCGUUGCGGGACGUUUUUCAACUUUUUUCAAAAUUAAAUGUUGUUUGAAUUUUGUAUUUUAAACUUCCGCGCAACAGGAAUAUACAGAAAUAUAUAUUUUCGUGCACGAAAAGUAAGGAUGUUCCAAAUAGGAUGUUUUUGUUUAUUUAGAUUUGAAGAAUGGGCCUUCUUAUUAGGAAGUGCUGAAAGUAACAAAAACGAAAUUGCUUUGCUUGGGAUAAAGUGUCUGUAUGAAUUGCAAGAUGUUGAUAUCAUGAAGUCAGUUUCCAGAAAAUGUUUGGCUAAAGGAGAUGGAGAACUGCACUUGAUGUCCUUAGAUAUUGCACCAGUCAAUUCUGCACCAUUGUUCGAGUUUAUAGGUAAUAGGAAGAAUUUAGAACGUCUUCAAUUUUAUGAUUGCACAAUACAGGGUAAAUAUGGCUACCAUAAAAUGGAAAAAUUGUUAUUUAGCACUCCAGGUAACACUAUUACCUCCUUUUCUUGGUGCUUUGGGAAUUUAACCGAUGAAGGUGUUAAAUAUCUAAGUAAUGCGUUAACAGGUGAGCGUUGUAAACUUACUAAAUUAGAACUUAGAGCUGCUGGGCUAACAGAUCAAACUGCUAAAUAUCUAAACGAUGCUUUAAAAGAUGAACGUUGUAAACUUUCUGAAUUAAAGCUAGAAGGUAAGAACAUAACCGAUCAAUCUGUUCAAUAUCUAAGCGAUGCUUUGAUAAAUAAAAAUUGUGAACUUACUAAAUUGUAUCUUGUUAAAACCAUGAUUGGAAAUCAAGGUGUUACAUAUCUAGGAGAUGCUAUUGAAAGUGAAAGUUGUAAGCUAACUGAAUUAAGUUUGGACUGUAAUUUAUCAAUAACAGAUCAAGGGUUUAAAUAUUUAUGUGAUGUUCUUAAAAGUGAAAAUUGUAAAAUUACCAAAUUAGAUUUAAGCAACAAUAGAAUGGGAAAUGAAGGAGUUCAAUGUUUAAGUAAUGCAUGUAAAAAUGAAAAUUGUAAACUUACCGAAUUGAACCUCUGGAGUAAUAAAAUAACAGAUCAAGGUGUUGAAUAUCUUACUGAAGCAUUAACAAGUGAAAAUUGUAAACUUGUUAUUUUGACCCUCGGUUAUAAUAAAGUAACAGGUCAAGGUGUUGAAUAUUUUAUUAAAGCAUUAAAAAGUGAACAUUGUAAACUUCUUGAAUUGAACCUCCGUGAUCAGGAAAUAACAGAUGAAGGUGUUGAAUAUAUUUGUGAAGUUUUAAAAAGCGAAAAUUGUAAACUUGUUAAAUUGGACGUGGAUUAUAAGAAAAUAACAGAUCAAGGUGUUGAAUAUCUUUGUGAAGCUUUGAAAAGCGAAAAUUGUAAACUCAAAGAAUUGUACCUCUAUUCAAAUAAAACAACAGAUCAAGGGCUGGAAUAUCUGUGUGAAGCUUUAAAAAGUGAGAAUUGUAAACUUGUUAAGUUGGAUCUCGGUCGCAGUGAAAUAACAGAUCAAGGUGUUGAAUAUCUUAGUGAAGCUUUAAAAAGUGAAAACUGUAAACUUAUUGAAUUGAAUCUCAAACUAAAUAAGACAACAGAAAGUUUCAAGUAUUUUAGUGAAGCUUUAAAAAGUACAAAUUUUAAACUUAGUGAGUUGAGAUUCGGUAUAAAUAGAAUAAUAAGGUGUUAA